Marasmius oreades (fairy-ring Marasmius) is the source of this 510-nucleotide messenger RNA. RefSeq lists its product as uncharacterized. The record is from RefSeq and is a predicted model, not a curated record. NCBI's taxonomy places the organism in Eukaryota, Fungi, Basidiomycota, Agaricomycetes, Agaricales, Marasmiaceae. Bases 1 to 510 code for a protein of 169 amino acids. The transcript has 3 exons.
AUGAGCGCAGUCAAGUCAACUAAAACCAGGGAUAUCCCAACAACCAAAUCGCCUGGCCUCCGCACCCUAAUAAAAUUCAAGGGGUACGCGGACAUUCUCAUCGGUCUGGUGAUAGCUGUCAAGCCAGCGCUUUUGUAUGAAUCCGCGCCCAUGAAAUGGUGGCACCAGGUUUCGGGAUUGCACCUAUCGGAUGCCUCAACAGCACCAGGAUUUAACCAUGCCAUUGCAUGUAUGGUUAUCGCGAUUGGGUAUGGAAAUGUUGUUGCAGCGAGGUCAGGGCCAGCUGCAUGGCCGCCUGUUUUUACUUCAACGCUGACAUGGGGAAUCCUUUGUUUGCUCACGGCCGCCUCGGCAUUCAUUCGAUUGCCUUUCGAUCUGGCGAGUUGGGGAAUUGGACCAGGGGGUACGGGUGAAAUCAACAACGCAGCUGUGCUUAUGACGGGUUUCAACCACGUUCUAUUUUGUGGGCUUAUGUGGUUUUUGGAUAGUGAUAAUGCGCUACGGGGAUAG